CGGACGUCCGUCGUCCGAUCUCGUCGAAUCGAGUCCAUUAACGAUGCUAGCGCCGACCGAUCGCGUUGGCUGCCACUUCUUCCUCGUCGACUGCGUCCAUACCGGCAGCCCCAUCUUUCGACCGAGUUACGUCCGGUGCCAGAAAACCCAAGGCCAAAAGAUACUGCGCUGCUUUCCGCACUGCUGUCCGGGCCACGUGCACUACCGCAACUGCGGCGCGUCGCUCUACCUUCGGACCGCGCACCACACGCCAUCUCCCCUGCACGUGUUUGGGCUCUUCUCGCUUAGCGACGAGGACCCCUACCCGGCCGGGACCGUCGUCGACGCCAGCCUCGUCCAGCGCGAGCUCCGUGUGCCGUCCAACCCGCGCGGCUCGCUCGUGAGCGCGGUCCGCGACGAGAUCAUCCCCAACGCGUUCCGCUUCGAUGAAAAGGAGCUCAACGGGUGGCAGUACAGCUGGAAGAGCGGGCGCAGCAAGGCCCAGCGCGACCUCGCCCAUGUCUUCCGCGCGAUCGUGCUCACGCCCGUGGCGCCCGACGUGUGGCGCGUCGUGAGCACGGCGACGUCGACACCGUUUACCAUCGUGUCGUACCGCGGCGAGUACAACAAGCGCAAGCGGGCGGGCGAGACGUCGUCCGAGCUGUCGGCCUCGUCGUACGACGUUUUGCUGUCGUACAUCCGAACCUUCCGCGUGGACAUGGCGCCGGCCGCGAGCGUGGCCUGGCUUCACCACGCCAUGGGGGCUGCGUGCCCCACGCUUGGGCCGCUGGCCGCAUGCAGCGACGGGUCGUGGCACGAUCAGAUCUGCGUCGCGAUCGCAUUGGCGCUGUGCGGCCGCGAGUUUGUCGCCGAGUUCAACGCGUGCCUCCUUACGCACGCCGCGGCAGUGCUCGCCAAGCCCGAGUCGCAAGCGAUCUUGACCCGCUUUUCGAGCACGUGCUGCUGCCGACCAUCGACCGCGUCGUGA
Molecule: messenger RNA, 967 nt
Organism: Saprolegnia parasitica CBS 223.65
Lineage: Eukaryota; Oomycota; Saprolegniomycetes; Saprolegniales; Saprolegniaceae
Exons: 5
Coding region: 44-967 (307 amino acids)
Source: RefSeq, a predicted model, not a curated record